GUGUUUCCCCUGCCGCGGGGAAAUGGCUGCUGUUGAUCCUUCUGGGCUAGGGGAGAAGAAUGAGGUAGAGUGUUUUUGUGCCUUCGGGUAGGAUCGAGAGUGUUGGGAAGAGGAGAGCGUCCCCGGGGAAAUGAGACUAAUAGGGAUGCCAAAGGAAAAAUAUGAUCCUCCAGAUCCUCGCAGAAUUUAUACCAUCAUGUCAGCGGAGGAGGUAGCCAAUGGGAAAAAAUCUCACUGGGCAGAAUUAGAAAUCUCGGGUAGAGUGCGGAGCUUAAGUACAUCACUUUGGUCAUUGACACACUUGACGGCAUUGCACCUAAAUGACAAUUUCCUUAGUCGCAUUCCACCUGAUAUUGCCAAGCUUCAUAAUCUGGUUUACCUGGAUCUGUCAUCCAAUAAACUCAGAAGUUUACCAGCAGAACUAGGAAACAUGGUGUCUCUCAGGGAAUUGCUUUUAAAUAACAAUCUGUUACGGGUUUUGCCUUAUGAACUUGGUCGGCUCUUCCAGCUACAAACUCUAGGUUUGAAAGGCAAUCCUUUAUCACAGGAUAUUCUCAACUUAUACCAGGACCCAGAUGGAACACGAAAGCUACUGAACUUCAUGCUUGACAAUCUUGCAGUUCAUCCAGAGCAGCUUCCUCCGAGGCCAUGGAUUACAUUAAAAGAACGAGACCAAAUUCUGCCAUCAGCAUCAUUCACAGUUAUGUGUUACAAUGUGUUAUGUGAUAAAUACGCUACCCGGCAGCUAUAUGGCUAUUGCCCUUCCUGGGCAUUAAACUGGGAAUACAGGAAAAAGGGAAUUAUGGAAGAAAUUGUUAACUGUGACGCAGAUAUCAUUAGUCUUCAGGAAGUGGAAACAGAGCAAUACUUCACUCUCUUUCUGCCAGCACUGAAGGAGCGUGGAUAUGAUGGAUUUUUUUCUCCAAAGUCACGUGCCAAAAUCAUGUCUGAGCAGGAGAGAAAGCAUGUGGAUGGUUGUGCAAUAUUCUUCAAAACAGAAAAAUUCACAUUGGUGCAGAAGCAUACAGUGGAAUUUAACCAAGUGGCAAUGGCUAAUUCAGAUGGAUCCGAAGCUAUGCUGAACAGAGUGAUGACGAAAGAUAACAUUGGUGUUGCUGUGGUAUUAGAGGUCCACAAAGAACUAUUUGGAGCAGGUAUGAAGCCUAUUCAUGCUGCAGACAAACAGCUGCUUAUAGUGGCAAAUGCCCACAUGCAUUGGGACCCAGAGUAUUCUGAUGUGAAACUUAUCCAGACCAUGAUGUUUGUCUCAGAGGUUAAAAACAUUUUGGAGAAAGCCUCAAGUAGGCCUGGCAGCCCAACUGCAGAUCCUAAUUCCAUCCCGCUGGUGCUAUGUGCAGAUCUUAACUCAUUGCCAGAUUCAGGUGUUGUGGAAUAUUUAAGCAAUGGAGGAGUAGCUGACAACCAUAAAGAUUUCAAGGAACUAAGGUACAAUGAGUGUCUUAUGAACUUCAGCUGCAAUGGAAAAAAUGGAAGCUCAGAAGGGAGAAUUACACAUGGCUUCCAACUUAAGAGCGCCUAUGAAAAUAACUUGAUGCCUUACACCAAUUACACCUUUGAUUUCAAAGGCGUGAUUGACUACAUUUUCUAUUCCAAGACUCAUAUGAACGUGCUUGGUGUCCUGGGGCCUUUAGAUCCUCAAUGGCUGGUUGAGAACAACAUCACUGGGUGUCCACACCCUCACAUCCCUUCAGACCACUUCUCACUGUUAACACAACUUGAACUCCACCCUCCACUCCUGCCUCUUGUCAAUGGUGUUCACUUGCCUAAUCGGAGGUAGUGGAGUACUGCCCCGCAAAGACGGGGAUCUGUUGCUAUGGACCUGUAUAGUUGUAAAUCAAAGUAUGUAGGAGUGAAGUAUGGCCAUCCUUAAGCUGCUUCUUCAGGUUCCUUUCAUUAUGUGUUUGCUAUAAGACUUUGUACAUUUUUGUGCAUAUUGAUAUCAUUUGGCACUAGGGCUGGAACCAAAGUAUUAUUGUCUUUCCAAAAUUUUAAUUUAACGUGUUUUUAAAUUGGAUUUUCUUCAUAUUAUAUUAGGAGUCAGCAUUCAUAAUUGAUUAAUCACCUAUUUGAGGCCAAGCAACAAUGCAUUUGUUUUGAAAAAACGAAUACAUUCUUUUGAAUGGUUUCAAAUGAGCCAGUUGAUUUUGUAAAAGGCAAUUUUUUUAAACUAUAAAUAUAAGAUUUUAAAUUGAAUGAUGGCAUGCCUUCCAGGGAAAACUUUUUUGAAUUUCUGUUUUCCUUUAUAUCAGACCAAUUUUUUGGCUCCCCAAGUCAUUUGCACAUUAACAAAGCACUUAAAUUUGCUUGAUCUGUACAUAAACUAUGAUAUAACCUCUAGCUGUAAUAAGAAAUUUGAGAAAUUAAAAGAUGAUUGCACAGUAUGCUUUCAGAAUCAAGCAUUUAACAGCACAUGACAGUUUGUUGGCUAAACACUGGUUGUUUUGUUUUGGUUUGUUUUGAGAAAUCACUCUGUUAUUUUUGUCCCUAAUAUUAGUUAUAACCUGUUUAAAAGUAUUCUAAGCCUAUCUCUAGUUUAUUUAUAGGGCAACAGCAGGUAAUUUAUACUGCCAUAUAUCUUGAAAAUAGAAUUUGGUGUGUUUAGGAUGCCCACAAAAUUAGUGUCCAUUAUUUUUCAUUACCUACUUAUCCUUGUUUUCUAUCUGGUUAUACUGGAAAAAGAGAUAACAUCAUUUUGCCUUUAUAAUCAAAUAUUUAUAAAACAAACUGCUGAGAAAAAAGACCCUGAUCAAAGUUUCAGAAAGGGAAAGCCAUACAGAUAUUUCAUGUGUUUCCCAAAGUAGGUUAAAUGGUUGUUGGUUUUGAUUGAGGUUACUAAUAGAAAGGAUUUGAGGGGGAGAAAGAACAGAUUUUGGGCAGUAGUUGAAAACCUUGGAUCAUUUUUUUUCCUGACUCUAGCUGCCAAAUGGCCAUCAUAUGCUUUUAAUCUUUGUUUCCAUUGUCUGUCAGGGUUGAAUUAAAAAGCUACUGGUUUAUUCCCAACUGUUGAUGCCUUCAGAUAUGUUGGAAUCUUUUUUUUUUUUUUUUUUUAAUAUCCAGGAGGAGCCAGUUGAAAAUCUGUGACUCAAGAGGCAGUGAACGUAAUAUCUCGUUUUCUGGGGGGAAAAAUUGGUUGGCUACUUGAUGUUAAUUAUGGCACAGUAACAGGAAAAGGUUGUGUCUGUGUUUUUAAGUUUUUCUUUAUUCUGCUUUUUUGCUGCUAUAAGAGUUUUCUGAAAUUUAUAUUUUAAGACUUUUCAUGCACUUUACUGUUUCUAGUCUCAAAAUGUGAUAUUUUUAAUAAAUGAGAAAUUUUCCAUUAUGUGAAUGAAAUUUUAAAAGAAAAUAGCCUAUAUUUGUGUCUCACUAAUAUAUAAAGUACAAGUCAAAUUUAAAUUAUUUAAUUAGUUUUAAAUAUAUACAAUUUGUCUCCUCUUUCAAACCUGACAUCUUAGGCUGUUUUAUUAUUAAAUGAUGCAUUUCCUUUGGUCAUUUUAUACUAAUUUCUUCCAUAGUAAAUUAAUCAGGCUAUAUAAGAUAAUAUAUCCCCUGAAGGGUAAUUUUAGUGGGACAAGGGUGGUGGGAUGAUGUAAUAUCAUAUAUGGGAUUGCAUCAGAAGGGUUCUGUAAAGCCUAAACUCCCUUUUAAAAGUGCCUAGUGAUAGAGGCGUUGUUUGUCAUCUGCUAUAAUUCGAAUGUCAUUGUAGUUCAGUGAAGUUUGAUGUAAAUAAAAUAUGCUUUUGAAAAUGUUAAAGUACCAGAAUAAACAAAAAGAAACAACUCUUAAGAUGACAGAUUUUCCUCAAUGUACAGGUAUCCCUUCUUAUAUACCUCAAGCAUCCAACAUCUAGCCAUGCAAAUUGAUUACCUGAAGCAUAGUACUGGAAAGUAGAAUAGCAUGAAAAACUUAAUUUUGUGGACAUUACCUUUUUUUGUAAUCGGCUACUGUAUGUUUUAUUUUAGAUCUUUUUUUUGGGUGGAUUUUCUGCUCUGGAGGUAUAUGCACUAACAAAAUAUUUUCCUCCUUUCAUUAUACGCAUGUUAAUUAGCAAUGUGAGCAAUAUUUCCUACCAUACUUCACUCCCAAUAUUUUUUGAGAUGUUUGUAUAAAAUGGAAUUUAAAGUUCACUUAUGAUUGUAUAUGAACCACAGAGGAGCCCAUUUAUUAAUAAAAAAACCCUUUUUUAAUAGUUAAAUGUAGAGGGAAAAAUAAAAAAUUGGGAAACAUUGUAAACAGCUUAAGUUUAUUUUGUGUAUGAUUGAGGCACUCUGUUGCAGGAAGGUGUGUAAUUGGGUUCUCUCUGCUUCCAAAUGCACUCUUUCAAACCAUUCAUUAUCCUGUGUAUUUUAAAUGUGGUUUUAGUAAAUGUUGGUAGUAGCUCUGUUGAAGUAGGUAAUUGUGUUUUGUUUUGGGUGGCACACACACUUGGGGCAUGGUGACCCAAAUUUCAUGUGCACGGUUUCCCUUAAGCCCAUUGCCCAAAUUUCACACACCCUUCACCCUUUGUUCCCUUUGUAAAAGGAGUGGUAUCUGUUUUGAGCUGCCAAUUCAGGUGAUCAGAAAUGCUGCUAUCCUCAGCAUUGUCUUGUUAAAACGCAUGCCAUUUGGAACUUUGGCAGUGAGAAGCCAAAAGGAAGAGGUGAAUGACAUACAGUAGUUUAUGUUCAAUGAAAGCAAAAUAUAUAGGCUCAUAUACUUUCUAGUUUUCAGAAUAAGUUAAGCUUUAUACCAUUGAACUGCUGCAUAUUUUAUCUGAAGAUAAGAGAAAUUUUGGGCAUUUUUCGAUUGUGAUAUGUUUCUUUUAAAUUGUUAAAUAUGAUUCCUGAUAUUUAUCUGGGAACUGGAGUGUUCUUUAAAUUUAUUAAAACAGUGUUUGAGGAAGGGAAAACUGCACUGUUUGCCAUUAUAACAGUCAUACAAGUGCAUGUCAAGUCACCCACUCUCUCAGGCAUCAAUAUCCGCCUCAUAGCUUUACACAUUUUGAUGGGGAAUAUUGCAGCAUCCUCAGGACUGACAUCUGGAAAAGGCUCAAAUCCACUUACUGCUCCUUGCUUGUUGACUUUGUUUUAAAAUAUUGUGCCUGGUGUCAACUUUUAAGCAACAGCACUGCCUAAAAGCAAGCAGAGAACAGAAUCCCAGCACCAUUCUAUAGGCAACUUUUUAGAAUUCAGAUAUAGUAAAUCUGUUCAAGAUUUAUGAUGUUUUAUGUAAAAAAAAUUUUGUACAACAUAGCUGAAUAUUUUUGUUUUAUUUCUUUGAUGUGAGGCGUGUGAACGUUCGUUUGAAUAUCACAUGUUAAAGUCAGGUAUGGCACAAUGGGUUCUGAGACCAGCUUUUUCCCCCUCCCAUUUGCCUUGUUCCAAGCUCUUUUUUUCAAAUUACUUUUCUGAUAUUCAUAGGCAGAUAUUUAAUUUUACUAAUAAGCAUCCUGUGUGAAUGUAUUAAAAAAGCCACUGUGUUUUAGUGUUGUAGUUUGCAGAAAUAUAAAACUCUGUUCCUUAUUUGCUCCUAUUUUUGUGUCUUAGAGUUAUAUAUUAAAUCACAGAAGCAAGGGAGAAGGUUGAAAGAUAUCUAAGGCUCAUAUCACUUGAUUCUAUAGCAGAUCACAUUAGAAUUGAGGGUGUGGCACAUUAAAACCGGAACAUGGGCAAACAUCUAUUUAAAAAUUCUGUCUCCUAAGUAUAUAUUGUUAAAUGGUUGAAAAUUUAAGUCUGCAUUUCCAAGAAUUUCUAAAAUCACUGAUGUGAUCCUUUCUUUCAAUAUCAAAUAGCAACGAGUACAGAAACCACAUGGAGGUAUAUGUUCUUUGAAGGAACUGGAGGCAUAUAAUUUGUCAUUCCUAAUACAAGGCUAGAUUUUCUAUUGUUAAAAAUUGCCUGUGUCCCAAUACUUAUUUGAUUCUUAGCUUUUAUAUUCUGAAUUUGAGAUAUUUUAAUAGCUUUGCAAAAUAUGUUGACUGAUAGUAGCUUCAGUCACAGAAAUCAUGAUCAGUUUUUGUUACAGAAUGAUUUUAUGGCUAGCAGAAGCUUUAUGGCACAUUUUCAAAUAACUCAUGUUUGACAUAAAUGUGAAUUCUCACAUUUGUAAGGUUUUCUCACACCUCCCCUCACCUUUAAAAAAAGAAAACACCUUUCUAAUGUGUUGAAGAUGUGUUUACCCCCCUUUCCUUUUGAAUUGUAUCAUGUUUAUAGGACUCUGAAUUAUAGGUAGCAGAUUAACUAAAGAAGUUAGAAUUAUUUUUCUAAGCCAGGAACUUCAACUAAAGUUUUGAAUUUGUAGACAGAUGGGAACUUUUAUGCUUAUGAUUGCUUUGGGAUUUUAAUUUUAUAAUAGUAUCAUGAUCAUCAAAUUGAACUUCAGAUAUAGUUAACUAGUGCAUCUUUAACCUGGUGCAUUUACCAAAGUUAUAAUCUGUUCAAUAGGAUGCCCAGAGCAUCUUUCAGAAUUGUCACCAACAGCUAAGGGUAAAAAAGCCCUUAUAUCUGUACUGCAGGAUGUUCUGAACAAGAACCUCUUGAAAGACGGUUGGCAGUUUUGAGGAAGGUAUUAAGAAGCAUGCAUGUUUCUUAUUUUUACCAAAUCGCUUCUUUAUGAAAAUUUAUCUUAAAUCAAAAGGCCUGUAGAAAGAAAGAAAAGCAGGAAAAGCAAGCUUUAUUAACCUAGUAAGUAAUUUCUUUUGGCAUAAGUUUGGUUAGACUUGGAUUAUUCUUGGAACCAAAGGAAAACAAGUAUGUUGAGGUUUUCAUUCAAUAAACAUGACAUGGAAGUGAUAGAGCAUUUCUAAGUUAAAUAACUUUUAGUGUUAAAACAUAUGAAUUAAGGACAUGUGUAUUAAAUGUUAAUUUUUUAAUGGCACAUUGUACAAACAAUAACAUUAAACUGAAAUUCGAAGUGUCAUCAGAAAUAAAUCACAAUAUGACAGGGUAUGCAAAUAAAUGCCAAGUGAUAUGACUCUUUUGGCAUGGUACAUUUAGCUUUCAGAAUCUUUCAGAAGGCAUAAUUUGUCGCUUAUCACUAGUUAUUUUGGUUAUAGCAGUCUCCCUGAAUUUAGAUAAUUUCACCGUUUGUCAGUUUUAACUUGAAAGCAUAAGAAUCAUGGUAGCCCUCUCAGAAAUGGUCCUUGCUUAUUUCAGUUUUGUGUUAAUUUCAAAGUACCAAUACAUUUUCUUUAAGCCAUCAUAUUUAUAUAAUCAUAUUUAAUUUGCCUAUAGUUAUCUGAACUUACAAAAUUGGCUCCGUGUUGAUGUGUCAAACCAUGGCUUUGCUUCGUACUGAACAGACAUAGUAUCUCCUGCUACUUGUGUCAAUUUUGAUGCAGUAAGUGAUGCAGUAUCUGGGUUUCUAUUUAUUUAGAAACUGUACUGUCCUUUCUCUGUGCUCAACUUACUAAAAAAUGUAUUCCCUUACCUGUGAAAUUCCUGAGCGGUGCUCUGCCAGCUUUUGAGGGGAGGGGUUUGGAUGGCUGUGUUACUGCACACUGGAUCUGGAAUCAGUGUUGUGAGUGGCAAAUUUCUUAAACACCAGCAGCACUGAGAAGUGCACCAUGGGCAUUCGUACAGUUGUCCAAAAGCAAACACUGCUUUUACCUAGGAGAAGCUGAGGUAUAGAGUUAAGUAGGAGUACUUGGAAUGUUUCAAGGAAGAUGAAUUUUUCAACUUUGUUGUCUCUGAAGUAGGAUAGUAUAGAGGUGGGUGGGGUUUUUUUCUUUGUUUUUUUUUUUUAAAGCGAAUGUGUACCUUUUCUCUUUGGAAGGGCCAGGGUGUUUGGUCCAUUCCACCAUGAAUUAAUUUAUAUCAUCUAUUUUUCUUAAUUUAUAUCUUCUAUUGUGAUUUAUUUCAGCUAUAUAAUAAGUGCCAACUAAUUGUCCAUGGGACUAUAUACUCUUCUACUCAAUUUACCAUUGGAGUAGAGAGGGGUUCAUUUAUUUUCAUGACCUGGAACUAAAUAAUUCAUUGUUUUGCAUACAUUCGAGUCAUUCUGUGGCCUAUAGUGUUUUUGUAACUGAUUCUAAUGAUCGGAAAGCAAAGCACAUGAUUUUAAAACUGAGCAAGGUGUUUGGGUAAUUUUUUUCCCUGAAUACUUGUUAGUUUCUAUUAAUAAUAUUCUAAAACAAAUUGUUUCAGCUUAUGUAUUUGCUUUGUCCUAAGAAAAAGCCAAGCACUAAAUCAACUUGUUAUUGUGUUCCAAUAAUCAGUUUAAAAUCCUAAGUUGUUUUUUUUUUUAUUAGAGGAUUUAAUGAAGUGCCAUGUAAUUGUAGCUUGCUAGUGUUUAAUGUUUAAUAGACUGGUUCUGUGGUGUUCCAAACAUUUUACACUCUGUCAUCCCUGGAGAAAGUGGUUCUACUCUUAUUGAACACAUUCUCUCUGACAAAUCACCAGCUGCUUUAUUUUUCUAUUUAUUAAACAGUUGAUGAGGUCUGAAUCCUGACCUAACUGCUCAGCUGAGAUGUUUUUUCACAAUAGAUGCUGUACAAAAUGUGCGUGCAAAAGAACACAGUUGGGUGGUAGUAUUUUUUCAUUAAUGUGAACAUUGACUAAACAAAGCAGUCCUGCCUUUUAAAUCUUGUGGCAGCUCAGAAGGGAGGUGCUUAAGAAUCUUAACUACUAUGUCAGAUGACAAAAUACUUUUUUCCAUUUUGGAGAUUGGGUACUGCUCACACAUGAUGUAUAGGGCUAAAUAUAUGCUUGUUUCCUUGCACCUGUGUACUUCCCCUUCUCUCCCUCCCUUUCCUUCCCCUGUAGGCAAUAAAUGGCCAUUUUGCAACUGCA
This is a messenger RNA of Marmota monax (woodchuck), 8786 nucleotides long. It is a transcript of the gene Cnot6l, whose product is annotated as CCR4-NOT transcription complex subunit 6 like. Gene Ontology annotation, molecular function: poly(A)-specific ribonuclease activity; protein binding. The transcript is spliced from 12 exons. The record is from RefSeq and is a predicted model, not a curated record. Gene Ontology annotation, cellular component: nucleus; cytoplasm; CCR4-NOT complex. NCBI's taxonomy places the organism in Eukaryota, Metazoa, Chordata, Mammalia, Rodentia, Sciuridae. Gene Ontology annotation, biological process: nuclear-transcribed mRNA poly(A) tail shortening. Bases 131 to 1798 code for a protein of 555 amino acids.